Molecule: messenger RNA, 264 nt
Organism: Emiliania huxleyi CCMP1516
Lineage: Eukaryota; Haptophyta; Isochrysidales; Noelaerhabdaceae
Exons: 2
Coding region: 1-264 (87 amino acids)
Source: RefSeq, a predicted model, not a curated record
AUGCAGGCGCGUACAAUCGCGUCCCCGCGCCUGUCGCGUCUAAAAGACUCAACGUAUGGACCCGUCUUGGCGGAGCGGAGUAUUCUGGUGCGAUUGUGCAUGCAUCGGGCGAUGAUCGGCGUCGAGCGAGGCGGAUGGUUGGUAAGCGGUGGACUGUCGGCUGCGAGGACGGUCGCAUUUGCGCGAGGCGAGGCGAGCAUUCAGGCGAGUUGCAUGCGCCAUGACUCGCGCCAGCGCGUGCGGGAGCUCCUGGCUGAGCGUUGA